Molecule: messenger RNA, 1068 nt
Organism: Chanos chanos (milkfish)
Lineage: Eukaryota; Metazoa; Chordata; Actinopteri; Gonorynchiformes; Chanidae
Gene: hemk1
Product: HemK methyltransferase family member 1
Exons: 11
Coding region: 34-1059 (341 amino acids)
Biological process (GO): protein methylation
Cellular component (GO): mitochondrion
Molecular function (GO): nucleic acid binding; protein methyltransferase activity
Source: RefSeq, a predicted model, not a curated record
CACGAGCUAUGCUAAAUUACAUUCACAUUUAAUAUGAGUUCCCUUUUCAAACGCGUCUUGAACCGUUACAUUGGGACUGCAAAACAUCAGUUUUCGAGAGAUGCAAGUCUUGCUGUCGGAAGAAAUCUACCGGCGGUCUCCAGGAUGACCGUUAAACAGGCCGCGAGACUCUGGGAGCAGCAUUUUCUAGAGCAUGACAUACCCGAAGCACGGUUAUCCAGCCAGUAUAUUAUCGCUCACGUUUUAGGAGCGAAAACGUUGGAGAAUGUGGAACAGAGAAGAUUGGCAGAGUUCCUGACAGACGCACAGACAGAGAGGGUUUGGGAGCUGUGUUCAAAACGUCUGACCAGAAUGCCGGUGCAGUAUGUGAUUGAAGAAUGGGAUUUUAGAGAAUUGACUCUAAAGAUGAGACCACCGGUGUUCAUCCCACGCCCUGAAACAGAGGAACUGGUUAGUUUAGUACUUCAGGACCUCCAGGCACAGCCCUACGGUGGGAAGACUGGGACAACUGGUUUACAGUGUUUGGAAGUGGGCUGUGGUUCUGGUGCCAUUUCUCUCAGUCUGCUCCAUGGCCUCCCCCAGCUCAGAGCAGUUGCAGUCGAUCGAAGCCCAGAAGCAGUGAGUCUGACCAGAGAAAACGCCAUGAGGUUGGGACUCCAGGACAGACUCCACAUUCAUCAGCUUGAUGUGACAAAAGAUGGUAGUGAGAUAGUGGAGACCUGUGGGGUAGCACAGGUGCUGGUCAGUAACCCACCAUACCUCUUCACUCAGGACAUGGAGAUACUGGAGGAGGAAAUUCUCAGGUUUGAAGAUCACAGGGCAUUGGAUGGAGGAGGAGAAGGCCUCUCUGUGAUCGGAGCCAUUCUGGGCCUGGCUCCACAACUUCUGUCUGAGCAAGGACGAGUCUAUUUGGAAGUGGAUCCACGGCACCCUCCUCUGAUCCAGGAAUGGGUGGAGCAAAGGACUGUGGGAUUGCAGUAUGUCGAAACACGCUGUGACAUAACAGAAAGGCCACGCUUCUGCAUCCUACAGAAAGGAGAGAAGAGGAGGGGACAGUGAAGGAGAGAG